GACGGCGUCGGGCCUCGGCCGCGGCUCCGCUUCCUGCCGGUGCCAACGCCGCUACUGCCCGGGCGGAAACAGGCAAGGCGGCCCCGUCAGCCACGCGUGCCGCUACCCGCCCCCGCCCGCCACGCCGCGCGGAGGGGCUGUUUCCCGCCGGACGAGUUAUGCGGCGAACCGACCGCCUCCAUCGACGGGCCGGCGGUGCGGGGCAGUGCUAAGAAAGUAAUUUCCAAGCCAGUCGGACUAUGGCCUUUGAAAGGAUAACACAAAAGGACUGGUACCAAAUCCUGGGUGCAAAGCCAUCGGACAGUCCGGCAGAACUAAAACGGAAGUACCAAAAACUUGCUUUAUUAUAUCACCCAGACAAGCAGAAGGCAGAUGUGCCAGCAGGAGAAGUGGAGGAGCGCGUGCAGAGGUUCAUCGAAAUUGAUCAAGCGUGGAAAAUUCUAGGGAACGAAGAGACAAAAAAAGAGUAUGACCUGCAGCAGCGUGAAGAUAAUCUGACAAAAGAAUGGCCACUACACGCACAAAUAUAUCUUGAGGAUAUGUCCUGGAAUGAAGGUAUGAGUGCUCUGCAGCUUGUUCCCGGUGCCUUUCAAUGUCACUGCAAACGUCUUCUAUUUUUUCUGCAUCUUAUACCACUAUGUUGUCUUAUUGUAAGUUCUACUUUUUUUCAUAUUUGCCUCAGAUUUAGCUAUUCUGUUCCCUGUGAUUACCUGAAUUGGAACUUAACUUUCCGUCAUACUUAUUUUGCAUUCCUUCUUCAUCUCUUCCUCCUCCCCACCUCAGUUUGCAGUACCCCCUUUCAUCCUGCUCUCUUCCCGUAGCGUAAUUGAGUAUUUAGAUUUCCAGACUCUUCCCAAAUCUCUCAUGCAUCUUCUUGCUCUUUCUGUGAUGGUAGAAUGCAAAUGUUUUCAUAGAUUAUUUUUUUUUAUCUGUCAGCGUGUUACUUCUCUCCUUUAUAUUACUCUAGCUUUUAUCCAUUACUUGCUUUUUGAAUGAAUGGCUGAUGCUUUUACUAAUUUUUUUAAGCGGGAGAGGGGGGAAAUCCUAUCUACUUUCCUUUCUUCUGUAUCGUUUUUGUUUCCUGGGUUAGCAGUCUGUUUUGGAACUACCCUUGAUCUGUCGUAUGUAUGACUAACACUCCUCAGUUUUUUCUUUUAAUAUCUGUGUUUCACUGAGAGGCACCUUUUUAUUAUUUGCU
Molecule: messenger RNA, 1198 nt
Organism: Chroicocephalus ridibundus (black-headed gull)
Lineage: Eukaryota; Metazoa; Chordata; Aves; Charadriiformes; Laridae
Gene: DNAJC24
Product: DnaJ heat shock protein family (Hsp40) member C24
Exons: 4
Coding region: 240-821 (193 amino acids)
Biological process (GO): positive regulation of ATP-dependent activity
Molecular function (GO): ATPase activator activity; ferrous iron binding
Source: RefSeq, a predicted model, not a curated record